Molecule: messenger RNA, 1824 nt
Organism: Sugiyamaella lignohabitans
Lineage: Eukaryota; Fungi; Ascomycota; Dipodascomycetes; Dipodascales; Trichomonascaceae
Gene: MRE11
Product: MRX complex nuclease subunit
Exons: 1
Coding region: 1-1824 (607 amino acids)
Biological process (GO): telomere maintenance; mitotic intra-S DNA damage checkpoint signaling; double-strand break repair via nonhomologous end joining
Cellular component (GO): nucleus; Mre11 complex
Molecular function (GO): manganese ion binding; endonuclease activity
Source: RefSeq, a predicted model, not a curated record
AUGGAUGUUUUGUCGGCUACUGGAUUCUUAAACUAUUAUGGAAGAGUGACUGACAGUCGGAACAUAGAGGUCAAGCCAGUAAUGUUCAGAAAGGGGAACACUAAGCUGGCGUUAUACGGUAUAUCCAAUUUGCGAGAUGAAAGGAUGAAGCAUACUUUCAAGCAUGGAAGAGCAAAAUUUUUGAGACCAAGUGUCCAAACAAAUGAGUUUUUCAAUCUUCUUGCAGUCCACCAAAACCACCAUGCUCACACCAAGCGGGGUGUCUUUCCAGAGGAGUAUAUUCCAGAUUACAUUGAUGCAGUAGUUUGGGGCCAUGAGCAUGAGUGUCUCAUUGACCCCAAGAUAAAUGUGCGUAAAGGUUUCAGCGUUAUUCAGCCAGGAAGUUCAGUAGCUACCAGUUUGAUUGAAGGUGAAGCGGUGCCUAAGCAUGUAGCUAUUAUGUCAGUCACAGGGAAAACGUUUACCAUGGAGAAUAUUAGACUGAAGACAGUGAGGCCCUUUGCGAUUGAAACGGUUGAACUUUCUCGGAGCCCUAUUAAGCCUGGAGUUGAUAAUAGGACACAGGUCACUAGAUGGCUCGAGAAAAGGGUCAAAGACCUGAUCCAACGAGCAGUAAACGAGUGGGAAGAAGUUAAUAGAACUCCAGGUUUUGAUAACAAUGGAGAAGAUAAAACUGGAUGUCCCUUGCCACUGAUCCGGCUCAAAGUUGAAUAUUCAGGUGAUUAUCAAGUUGAGAACCCAACAAGAUUUUCCAAUAGAUUUGUCGGUCAAGUUGCCAAUGUUGAUGACGUAAUCCAUUACUUUCGACGUAAAGUUUCUAGCAGCAAUGGAAAGGGACAAAAUAUUUCAAGAACAGAUAUUACUAUUAACAAAACUAAAGACGAAAAUGGGCUUGAAAUGAUUCAAGUGGAAGAGUUGAUAGAGGAGUUUCUUAAAACAGAUGAGAUGAGCCUUUUACAUGGCAGAGCGCUGUCAACUGCAAUAAAUAAUCUCGUCACCAAAGAAGAUAAGGCAGCAAUAAAACAAUUUUUCGAGAAAUCUUUGGAAGUUCAGUCCAAAGUGCUUGUUGGAAUGGGCGUCGAGGAUGUUCAAUCGAUCAUAGCUGCCCUUGAAAAGACCAAAAUUAAUACUCAAGAAAGCUUAAAAGAGAUUGCAGAUGAGCAAACCCCUUCGAGUACCGCAAGGUACCAUUCAUCAGACAGCCUGGAACCAGAGUCACUUCGAACAGGAUCCAAGGCAAAAACUGAUCUUGCCACCGAAUCUACACAAAGACAAAGGGCCGUGCCAGUAAAAACGACUGGGAGAGGAAGGAAUACCCGUACAAAGGUGUCAACAAACUACGAGGAUGAUGAAAAUGAUGAUGACCUUGAUGAAGGAAAUAUUUUGCCGAAGACUAGUCGACUAUCGACUCGAACUCGGAAGCCUACCUCACAGCCAGUCAUAAGGGUUGUCUCGGAUUCAGACGAACCACUGGACAUAGAUGACGACAAGGAUGAUGAUGAAGAAGGAGAAGAAGAAGAAGAAGAUCCUGAGGUCAUAAUUUCCGAUUACGAUGAGCCAGCGCCAACGCCACCGCCGCGUAGGACGACGGGUCGUAGUACCAGAGCUCGUCCUGGUCUCUCAGCAGCAAGGCGACAAGCGCCGAAAUCCAGCACCACUAGUAAUCAGGUUAUUUCCCGACCGCCACAAGUCAGAAAACCAACACCAAUACAGGCUGAAAGACCGUCGCAGCGAGCCAGUUCUAGGAUGGCAGCAGCAGCUGUAAGUAGUUGUGUUUCACCUUAUCAUUCUCAAAUGUUACCUCUAACACGCUUUUUAGAAUAA